Messenger RNA from Marchantia polymorpha subsp. ruderalis, 1187 nucleotides. The record is from the annotation of a GenBank genome assembly. Lineage: Eukaryota; Viridiplantae; Streptophyta; Marchantiopsida; Marchantiales; Marchantiaceae.
AUUGGUGGACGAGGCGUCCAUCACGAUCCAUCCCAAUCCAGCCGAUUGCCAAUUGAGGUCGAGGUGCCUCCCUCGGGCCCUCCCUCGCAGGCUGGCAAGAAGAGAGCAGCGCUAGACGGGAAGAAAUUGACGAGGCGAAGGAGGAGAGGGCGACGAGCAGGAGCACCAGCAGAGUCGGCAGAUGGCCAUGGCAAUGGCGGCAGGAGGGUGUUUGUGUUCGACUUCGGCGUCCUGUGUUCUGCUGCAGCAGCAACCGCAGAAAAGCGGGAUUAGAAGUAGGGGCCAGGCGCAAGGGAAUUUCGUAGCGUGGAGCGGGAGAAUUCAGGGGCCUGUUCCUUGUAGCUCGUCGCUGUUGCAAAGAUCGACAGUUCAAAGUGAGAGGAGAGCGGGUCGAGUGGUGAUUUGCCAUGUGGCUACGAAGAUUGGAGAUGCGCAAUCCAGUGAAGGCAAGGAAACGGAGAUUGGUCCCGGAAGUAAAAUUAGAGUUAAAGAGUCGCUAGUUGUAUACCAUGUUGGGAAGCUGCCGAAUUUGAAUCUGCAGGGUCUAGAAGGCGAAGUGAAAGAGCACAUAGUUGAGUGGAAGGGCAAAACCGUCUCCGCCACGUUCCCUUACAAAGUCCAGUUCUUCAAAGAGGUGGAUGGAAAGCAAGUCAAAUUCUUCGCCCAUUUGAGGGAUGACGAGUUUGAAGUCAUACAAUAAACUGGCACUAUGAAUGGUGCGUGUCUGAAGAGAAUUCCCUUGAGCCUCCCACAAUUAGAAUUUGGAAGCUGCCGGUAUCCGCAAAUGGAGAUCGAGAUCCUGUUCUUGGUUGUAAAUUGAAAAUUCUCCUCUUUAGCUGCAAAGGUAGAAAGAGGAGAUGAGACGCUGAGGUGCUGUGAGCAGAAGUUUUUGUUUUGUGAUUGUUGAUUCGGUCCAGUGCCCAUCUCUGUGUCGUAUAUAUGUCCACUGUCUUGUGCAUAGAGGAGAAAUUUGCUUCAAGGCUGUGCGUGCGUGUAAAGAAUAGUCGGUCUUCUUUUUCAUCCAGAAGGCAAUGUAAUUUCUCUGUAAGUAACGAUCGUCGUACAUUCUCUGAACAUGAGGAGAACGAGAGCACGGCCUAAUUUCAUUCUACUUUCUGCUCUAUGAAAGACAGUUGUAACUCAGGCUUCAAUUUUCUACUAGUUGAUGGAAAACUGUUCUUGAACAU